AUGGUGACCAAAGUUCUCUGUGUGGCGGAAAAGCCUUCAAUCGCCAAAGCUGUCGCUGGUCAUCUCUCCGGCGGUUCACAUCGAGUUUCCAACACACGUACGCCAUGGCUCAAAAACUACAACUUCUCAUACAACUUUCCCAACUGGGGCGCCUGCGAUGUAAUCAUGACGAGUGUAGCCGGCCAUCUACAAAGUACGGAUUUCGUGUCUGAUUUCAAAGGCUGGAAGUCUUGUGAUCCGGAGCGCCUUNUUGACGCUCCCUUGGUGACUUACGUCGAAGAUGACAAANAAGGCAUUGCUGCGAAUAUCGAGACACAGGCUCGCAACGUACAGAUUCUCUUCAUCUGGACCGAUUGCGAUAGAGAAGGCGAACACAUCGGCAGCGAAAUCAGAGAAGUUGCUCUUAGCGCCAACCCUCGCCUUAGACAGCCUGGAAAGAUUGUUCGAGCCAGGUUCUCCAACAUUGAAAGAGCCCAUAUCAUACAGGCCGCUCGCAAUCCCAUCGCCCUCGAUGAAAACUCGGCCAAUGCUGUCGCUGCCAGAAUCGAGCUCGAUCUUCGUAUUGGUGCCAGUUUCACGCGCUGGCAAACGCUGGAAAUUGCCGAGUACCUCAGAUCUCGCGGUGUCUUUUCUCAUGAUGAANAANAAAUUCUUAGCUAUGGCGGCUGUCAAUUUCCUACCCUCGGUUUCGUUGUCGACAGGUAUUUCAUGGUCAAGAAUUUUAUUCCCGAGCCCUAUUGGGCAAUAAAAGUUACCCACAUCAAGGACGACAUCACCGUCAACUUCAGAUGGGCUCGUAUCAAUCUCUUCGAUCGAAUGGCUGUGAUCAUAUUGUUCGAAAGAUGUCUGACUGCCAGACAUGCCAAAGUCAUCAAAGUUCAGACCAAGCCUGCCAGCAAAUGGAAGCCAUUGCCACUUACGACGGUUGAGCUGCAGAAGAUGGGUAGCAGAUUUCUGCGCAUGGACAGUCAAAGAGUCAUGAGAGUUGCAGAGGAUCUUUACAACAGAGGCUUUAUCAGUUACCCCAGAACCGAGACGGACCAAUUCGACAAAGGAAUGGACCUCAGAGCAUUGGUCCAGAAGCAAACACAAUCACAAACCUGGGGCCCGUUCGCUCAGAAACAAGGCCGCAACAACGACAAGGCUCAUCCGCCAAUUCACCCGGUUAACUUUGUCACACCGAAUGCUCUGAGCAACCAAGACGAGCGCAAAGUGUAUGAGUUUGUGGUCAGGAGGUUCCUUGCCUGCUGUAGUGAAGACGCCAAAGGCUCACGCGAUGAGGUUGGGAUCUCGUAUGGAUCCGAGUUCUUCAAUGCCUCUGGAUUGUCAGUACUCGCGAGGAACUACCUAGACGUUUACCCCUACGACAAGUGGACUAGCACGCAACAACUUCCACAAUUUCAGGUUGGAGAAACAUUCGAGCCGACCGAGGCCAGGAUGACUGAGGGCAAGACAAGCCCACCCGGGUUCCUGACCGAGCCCGAUCUCAUUGCACUUAUGGAUGCGAAUGGCAUUGGUACUGACGCCACUAUGGCCGAGCACAUUGCCAGAGUCAAAGAACGCGAGUAUGUCAUGACACGGCCUCGGGCUCAGAGAGCUCCCACGGAAGGUGAGGACGGAAGGGAAGAAGGUGAAGCACCACCCGUCCAGGAAGACGCUGAUGAUGAUGGUGGAGGCCGAGGCGGAGGUAGAGGACGUGGCCGAGGCAGGGGAAGAGGUGGCCGAGGCGGCCGAGGUGGUGGUGCAGGUGGGCGUGGUGGAGGCCAGCAAGGUGGUGUGCAGGAGUUCAUUCCGACGACUUUGGGUGUGGCUCUCGUGAAGGGCUACGAGGACAUGGGCUUCGAGAUGAACUUGAGCAAGCCCUUUCUCAGAAAAGAGGUAAGUCUACAUGAGUCAGCUAUUGGGUCGUCAUGGCUAACACUCCCGACAGNNAUGGAGAACAAGAUGAGAGCGAUUUGCGCAGGCACUACAACAAGAGGCGAUGUCGUGCACGAGAGCUUGGACAUGUAUAGAGAUGUCUAUAUCAGGACCAGGCGGGGCGUCAACAUCUUGAAAGCAUCGGUUGACAGAUAUGUGCCGGGUGCAAGAGGCAAUAGGUGA
Molecule: messenger RNA, 2100 nt
Organism: Aureobasidium vineae
Lineage: Eukaryota; Fungi; Ascomycota; Dothideomycetes; Dothideales; Saccotheciaceae
Source: the annotation of a GenBank genome assembly